Molecule: messenger RNA, 2053 nt
Organism: Gossypium raimondii (Peruvian cotton)
Lineage: Eukaryota; Viridiplantae; Streptophyta; Magnoliopsida; Malvales; Malvaceae
Product: putative lysine-specific demethylase JMJ16
Exons: 8
Coding region: 254-964 (236 amino acids)
Biological process (GO): chromatin remodeling
Cellular component (GO): nucleus
Molecular function (GO): histone H3K4me/H3K4me2/H3K4me3 demethylase activity
Source: RefSeq, a predicted model, not a curated record
UUUUCCCAAAUUUCCCCCCUAAAACCCCCAACUUUAUCAUUCUUCUUCUUUCCUCUAGUACACGGGGCUUUGCACACGACGAACACCGUGAAACAUCGACGGAGACGCUCCACCAUUAAAUCCAUGUUUGGCAAACAUCGAGCUUCGAUAAUUUUCAAAUCAAGGUCGCCAUGCAAAAAUACAACAGGAUUCGAAGCAUCUUCCCCCAGUGAAUCAAAUCGAGAAAUAAAGAAAAAUUAUUCAAAUACGGUCAAUGAGAAAAAAGAAGAUGAUAAAUAGCAAUGUAAAAGGUAGGCAAGUGAUUGGGUUUAAUGUAGAGGCUCUACAAUACAACAACAUCAAGUUUCAAGUUUCAAUAAUACGGAUAGGGAUGGAACUUGUGAGAGUUUGUCUUGAAGAAAAGAAUGAUGAUAUUUCAUCAGUUCCACCAGGUUUCGAGCCUCGUGCAUUGUUUACCUUAAAGAGUGAGGCACAGGAUACUAAAAGACAUGAGCGUGAUAAUUUGAUCUGUUGUUCAGCCUCUGCUAGAGUCAUUCUAGUUGAAAAGGGAACUGGGUUAGCCAAUGAUGAAAGUUCAAAGAUUACAAUGUCAAUGUCUAUGAGACGUCGACCUUGGAUAAACUAUGGUCAAUAUGAUAACAGUUCAGAAGAUGAACCCAAUCAUGGAAAGCUCAAUCAAUUGAACAAGAGAAUAGGACAAGCAAGCAAAGUUUCCGAUAAUGAAGUGGAACAAGUGUUGAAACAGGUAACUGCAAGAUGGCGUCCAGAAGAGGCAUGUCGGCCAGAUAUUGAGGAUGUACCUGUGCUCUACCCAAUAGACGAGGAGUUUGAAGAUACUUUGAAAUAUAUAGCCAGCAUACGACCAAGAGCAAAACAAUAUGGAAUCUGUCGCAUUGUUCCUCCAUCUUCUAAAAUGAACAAAGAAUGUGAUACGAUACUUGUUAAUGAAGAAUCCUACUUAUAGCAUCAUAGUGCUUGUGAAUUACAGUGUUUAUAGUGAUUAACACUUUUCUGCUCCACUGUUAGUGAAUUAGAUAGAUUUACUCCCUAUUAUACCUAUAUCUAAGUUGAAAUUAUAUAUGCCUUUGCAUUCCAAAUAUGAAAAAUUGGAAAUUAGGCAUAGCCUAUUGAAAUUGGUGUUUUGAUAUGAAUGUGUUAUGCUUCUGUUUGUGCAAAUCUAUAUCGUACCAUGGUAGGAUAUUCAACAUUUGAGUUUGUGUUGAACAAAUAUGCAAUGGAAGUGUUUUGCAGGAUUAUCAAAGGAAUUCUCACCAAUAAGGUUUGUUUUACAUGAUUCUUUUAUGUGCAAUUGUUUUUACUAUCAAAUUCAUGCUCAUAUUUUAGUUUAAUAGCUUUUCAUUUUUGAGAUGGUUAUAAUGGGGGUUUUAUUCUACCAAUCAGUUGGUGGGUCUUUUUUUUUGUCCUUUUUUAUUUUCUGCUUUUUUUUCCUGGUUUUGUAAUGGUGAAUGCAGUAUGGUUGAUGGUUUUACAGGGGAAGAUGUUCUAUUAAUGGGUAUUUACAGUUGAAGAGUGGUAAGAAUGGUAAGUCCCAUGAAAGGAGUGGACAAGAGACAAAUCAACAGAUGUGAAAUUAUAAAUACCAGCUUAAGCAAGAAGAUUUAUAUCUCAUUCUCAUGCAACAUGCUACCACUUGGGUGAUACAGGUUAAAAAGUUGCAGCAGCAGUUGCAGGAAGAGACCGAUUUACACUUAGCUCUAGCAAGUGCUGUUGAACAUUGUGGUUCACCUUCUUCUAGUUCUCCAGGCAAGCUUCCGGAUAAGCAAGCAUUACACCAGGGACUGUGUUGAUUUUAUUGGCUGGAAGGUUUAUGGGGAAGAGAGUUGUUUUCUUGAAGCAACUUACUUCUGGGCUCCUUUUGGUCACCGGUGGGCAUUACAUAUUUUACUGCUAUCCUUGUUUCGUCAUUGAUUUGCUUACUGCUUUAAAAUAUUGGAUGUAUGAUAUAUGUUAUUCAAUUGCGAGCUGGAGAUAUGAACAUGUUUGUUAAAACCCUUGUUAUUGAUUUCUGCAGUAUUACUUCCAUAGUUUCUCA